AUGCGAGAGAAAAGGUUGGAUUUUGUUGCAGUGGAUGUCGUUCCAUCAACCGCAUUCAAAUUGUUUUCAGGAACUGUUGCGGAAAGCGGCGUUGAAGACGACAUGCAACUGGUGAAAGACUACGAAGUCAUUGCCAUCGAGGAUGUUCGUAAUUUGGAGGAGAAAACGAAUUUCAAAUUUCAGCGACAAGAUCUGCCCUUCGAGAAUACGCAGUACGGCAUAACUCAACUGCAGAAUGGACUUUUCAAUUUAUUAAAGGAUUUCAUACUGAUUCUGCCGGACGCAUCGAUACAGGAGGUUCUGUCCCAUUACGUGACCGUCGACAUCAUUUUGAUUAUGGCCAAUCACCAAGACCCAGGCGUUCGAUCGUCCAUCGUCAAAUUGUUGUCAAAUAUCUGUAAUCGGCUUGACGAAUCCGUUCACAACAAUUGCACGAAAUCGUACCAUUGGCAUCACCUGGCCAAUCAAAUCUCUCUGCACAAAGCCGACGUGAAUUUGGUCACAAACAUUGUUCAAUGGGUAACGUCGCGGGGACUGACCUUGUCGCUGGAUCAAUUGGUUGCAGACAACAGUGCUCGAAUCGAAGAGAAAUGCUGUCUGUACUCGUUGAUCGCUAUUCUGCCGCAAUGCAUUCAUGAUUUGAAUCUGACGCAAAAUGUGUUCACAUUCAUGGACAAAUUGUAUGCGCACGAAGCGGUUUAUGAUCGUCAUUGGAAUUCUACCGUAGGCCGCAACAAAGUUCUUUUCCACAUGGGGACAACAAGUCCACGGGUGCUGGGUAGCAUUCAAAGUCUAAUGGCAACGAUCACCUACAAGUCACUCGCAUCCAAUGGGAACAUAAGAGUCGUUUGGGAUUUAUUGAAUGGCCUCUCGUUUAUGGAAGAAAGUGAAAACCUAACGGUCCAACGUUGCCUCAGAUCCACACAGGCUGUUAUAUUAAGUAAACUGCUGGAAUCGUUUUUUCGACAUGGACAUCGACAUCGAUUACGAACUGAUGGAGCAUACGCCCGUUGAUAAUCAAACGAUUUUGCCGUGCAAAGAGACUGACCGCAAAAUGUCGGUGGAAAAACCAACGAAAACGAUGAGUCCGGCUGCAAGUAAGGAAACAAUUUGCAACGAAACCAUUGAUGAGUCCUUCCUUUCAAUGGAAGUUGCAGUUCGCAAGGGCGAUUGCGCAAGUGAAUCUACGCUAAACAGUUCCGCGGAACGUCAUACACUAUCGAAAAGUAAGGAAUAUACCGUAGAGGAUGCUGGCUAUGAAAUUCGAAUCUUUUUAACUAAGAAACGGAAGAAGGGCAAGGCCGCUAAAGUUACCUCCUGACCAUUUACUGUUUUUAAUUCGUUGUUGCCUUUUUAGCGUUGUUAGAGUUUCUGAAUAAAAAAGUUGAUUUGA
This is a messenger RNA of Bradysia coprophila, 1393 nucleotides long. Its product is annotated as lysosomal-trafficking regulator-like. The record is from RefSeq and is a predicted model, not a curated record. Lineage: Eukaryota; Metazoa; Arthropoda; Insecta; Diptera; Sciaridae.